Meira miltonrushii is the source of this 1116-nucleotide messenger RNA. Its product is annotated as DUF300-domain-containing protein. Gene Ontology annotation, molecular function: transporter activity. Gene Ontology annotation, biological process: transport. Lineage: Eukaryota; Fungi; Basidiomycota; Exobasidiomycetes; Exobasidiales; Brachybasidiaceae. The record is from RefSeq and is a predicted model, not a curated record. The coding region runs from base 1 to 1116 and encodes 371 amino acids. The transcript has 2 exons.
AUGGGCAACUCCACCUGUCCAUCCGCAUACGUACCAGUCGAUCCCGUACCCUUCUAUACCAAUGGCAACCUCAAUUUUAAAGCACAUGAUGUUGGCUGGAUUAUAUGCGGAUUCUUCACUCUGAUCGCCUCAGUCACAUCAUUUUGGCUUAUAUGGAAACAUUUAACAUACUACACGUGUCCACAACAACAAAGACAUAUCGUUCGAAUGUUAUUCAUGGUUCCAAUUUAUGCAAUCGUUAGCUUGCUAUCCUACAUCUUUUAUCAUCAAGCGAUUUAUUAUGAAACGAUUCGAGAUUGUUACGAAGCUGUGGUAAUUACGUCUUUCUUCUAUCUUUUGCUUCAGUACGUUGGUGAUACACCUGCCGAACAACAUGAAGUCUUUCGAAUGGUCAAGCUCAAAAAAUGGUUUUGGCCUUUGGGUUUUUGGAAGUAUAGGCCAGAUGGAUUACACUUUUUAUGGUUAAUGAAGAUCUGUAUUUUACAGUACGCCAUCAUUCAACCUAUCUGUACGUUGGCUGCUGUUGGAUUGCAGUACUUUGGCUUGUAUUGUUUGGAAUCUUGGGAACCAUAUUUCGGACAUAUUUACAUCACGCUCGCCAUCAGUAUCAGUGUUUCAGUCGCGAUGUACUGUCUCAUUCAAUUCUAUUUGCCCAUUCAGGGAGAACUCAAGCCUUACGCUCCCGUACUCAAAUUUCUGGCUGUCAAGAGUGUGGUCUUUCUGACUUUCUGGCAAGAUAGCUUUCUAUCGAUUUUGGUUUAUUUUGGUGCCAUUAAGCAAUCACAGUACAUGACUGCUGCUGACAUUCAAGUAGGCAUCAAUGCAUUAUUGGAAACGUUUGAGAUGUGCAUCUUUGCUUUUCUUCAUAUAAAAGCAUUUACCUAUGUCGUGUACCGUCCAAAAGAUCGAAAGCGAACAACACGAAAGUUUAAAGCUUUAUUGGACGUUUUCGAUUAUCGGGAUUGGUAUUAUCAAAUGCGUCAAACUUCACGGUAUAUGGCAGCAAAAUCAAAAGGUCGUGAUUAUUCGAUCGUGGAAGACAUUCGAAGGGAAAAAUAUACACAUCUGGAAAAAGCGCUUGGCCGUGAUCGAUUGCUGCGAGCCAGGAGAGGAUGA